Molecule: messenger RNA, 1840 nt
Organism: Patella vulgata (common limpet)
Lineage: Eukaryota; Metazoa; Mollusca; Gastropoda; Patellidae
Product: peroxisomal membrane protein PEX13
Exons: 4
Coding region: 48-1415 (455 amino acids)
Biological process (GO): protein import into peroxisome matrix, docking
Cellular component (GO): peroxisome; peroxisomal membrane; peroxisomal importomer complex
Molecular function (GO): protein binding
Source: RefSeq, a predicted model, not a curated record
CAACGUUGCUGGUAAACCAAGUCUAAAGUUCACAGAUAACAAACAACAUGGCUUCCCCAUCCAAACCUUGGGAAAGAACUGGAAUAAAUCACCAGAAUGAAUAUGGCGAUGGUUCAAAUUUCAUGUCCAGUGGUCCACCUCUAACAACAACCUCGUUACCCAAUAUUGGUGGUAUCCAACCUUUAUCAGCGCAGCCCCCACCUAUUCCAGCAAGACCAUCUGCUGCUCCUAUGGCUUCAUCAUUUAAUAGAUUUGGUUAUGGUUCAGGUUAUGGAGGAGGUAUGGGUUACGGAGGCGCUGGAGGUUACGGAAUGUACAGCAGCCCGUACAGUUCUUACGGGGGUUAUGGAACAGGCUACGGUGGUAUGAACAGAUAUGGUAUGACCGGAGAACCAAUCGCUGGCUUUGCAAGACAAGCUGAAGAAAAUUCUAGACCAGCGUUCGAGUCGAUAGAGAGCAUAGUUAACGCCUUCACGUCUGUUAGUAUGAUGUUAGACUCGUCAUUUCAAGCCGUUUACAGUUCUUUCAGAGCUGUCAUCGGUGUAGCAGACAAUUUCUCACGCUUAAAAAUUCAAUUAAUGCAAGUCUUUUCAGCGUUAGCAUUUAUUCGAACUUUAAAAUAUGUGUUUCGUAGAAUAUUGGAGUUUCUCAGAUUGAGACCACAAGGCACUGCAGUGGCCGAAUGGAACAGAGCGUUUGCUGCUGCCGCACAAUCGGCAUCUGCUGCAGAACCAGAAGCUCGGAAAACCUCCUGGCCUAUUCUAAUGUUUUUUGGGAUUAUCCUUGGAGGACCCUGGUUGAUCUGGAAGCUUAUUUCAUCUUUUGCAGGUACUUCAUCAUCAGGAACUCCACUAUGGGCCGACGGUCAAGAUGACCAUUUUGUAGCCGAUGUUCUAUUUGAUUUCACAGCACAGACAACAGAAGAAGUUUCUGUUCAGGCUGGUCAAAAAAUUAAUGUUGCUCCUAAAGAAUUACAACCACGUGUAAGAGGAUGGCUGUUGGCCAGCAGUGAUGGAAAGACAGGACUUAUUCCCGCAAAUUAUGUGAAAGUGUUAGGAAAACGUCGGGGAAGUAAGUCCAUGGCUCAGGUUAAUAAUCAACAACAACAAACUAAUGUUACUAAUGGCAACCCUGUUACUAAUGGCAACCCUGUUACUAAUGACAACCCUGUUGCUAAUGGAAUCCCUGUUACUAAUGGCAACCCUGUUGUUCCAACUGAAAGUGCUUUAAAUUUAGUUCAGAGACAAGAAACGAUCACGGAGAGCGAGAUGGAAAGUUCCUUCGCCGACGUCAAUACAUUAGAAAACUCGACACCAACAGAAAUAUUGAAUCAAAGUGAUAGCAUCGUAUCCGAUUCAAAUACAACACAAGACAAUGGUGAUUCGAAUGUGGAACGGGUGUCCGAGAAAAGUUGACAUUAUAUAAUGGAAGAACAAUCUGAUUAAAAUACACAUCUAUAUUACGUUUCAAUUUUUAAAACUUUCGAUGGCCUGCACUACAUGAAGAUCUGACAAGAUGUACUAGAAGGUCGUGUCAGGGAUCUUACGAGCGGCUUUUGACCCUAUGGCGUCAGACAUUGAUUAUUCAAUCUGCAUUGGCGUUUCUAGUGGUGUACCCACAGUUCCGUGAAUGGCACGCCAAGAACUCGCCGUAACAGACCGUUUCAUUGGCUAAUCACCAUUAAUAUAACAACUCUUCCAGAUCCUAGUGUAGUAAAGAAAAGUAAAACGAAAUUUUGAACUAUAAAAAAUGAAAAGAAAUAGAAUCUGUGUUUUAAUCAGAUUGAUGGAAGAUGUGAAUUAAUUUUUAAAUUUGUGAAUAAAUGUGUGUUUAUCUGUGA